Molecule: messenger RNA, 1802 nt
Organism: Amborella trichopoda
Lineage: Eukaryota; Viridiplantae; Streptophyta; Magnoliopsida; Amborellales; Amborellaceae
Source: RefSeq, a predicted model, not a curated record
ACUGCUUUUUUAAAUUCAUGUGAAUUACUUUUGAAGUAAUGGCAAAUUAGCCAUUUGGUUGUUAUUCCAGGAAUGUUGGCCUAUAAAGGGGCAAUUAUCAACUUCGAUGGUACUGUGUUUUAAUUAACUGUUCAUUAGUCUAAAAAUGCUUUAAUGUCUCUGCAGGUUCUCCAACAAGUGAUUCCCCUUCAAAAUCAUUAAUUUCAUCCAAUCUGCUGGUUUAAGUUGAAAUCUCCGAAAAAAUGCCAUAAAAUUGCUCAAAAUUUCUCCUUGUAAUUCAGAUCAACCUGCUAUUUUUUUGACUCCUUCCACAACUUUAAGAAUCUGCCAAAAUCUAUGAGAAAAAUCGUCACCGAAAGUUCCUUAAAGGUUACACUUCAAGUAACCUUUUUCAAAGUUUCAACACAAUUUAGGGCUUUUUCUAACCUGAGGAAGGCUCGGGCUUUUAUGCUUCAUCUUCUGAACUAGAAGAAUUGCAAGCAAGUUGGAGGCAUUUGAACCAGAAGAACCAUUGGCUUUCUAAACCAGAAGACACAUUUCGGUUUCCAAACAGAAGAAGCUUUAGUAGUUAAAGCUCUGAGUGAGGAGCAGCGCUUCUGAGCCAGAAGCUUUUGGCCUUCAGAACCGGAAGAAGCUCUAGAGAUUAGUGUUCACAGCUAGAAGAAUCUCGAUCGAUUGGGGCAUGCGAUGUGUUGAAGCUCCAUUACUUCAACGGAAGGCGCUAGGGCACCAAACCAAAAGAAUCCCUUCAUCUCAAAGCAAGAGAGGAAGCUCUAUUAGGCUUCGGAGCCAUCAUCAUCAUUAUUCACCAUGUCUAAGUGCUUCAGCUUCACAGCCUCACGAAACCAGUGCUAUCGUUACACAUUUGUGAACGCAGGCAUGCAAUCGCGCACCGUAGAUCUUGGGGAUGGGACUAUAAUGCAUUGUUGGGUCCCCAAAAACCCUAAUAAUAACCAUAGCAGUAACACUAAUAGAUCUAAACCCUCAUUGGUCCUUCUUCAUGGGUUUGGGGCAAAUGCAAUGUGGCAAUGGAGUGAGCACCUGCGCCCUUUGAUGGCUCACUUUGAUGUCUAUGUGCCUGACCUUGUCUUUUUUGGUGAGAGCUACACUACUGGGACGGAACGCAAUGAGCAAUUCCAAGCUCGAUGUGUGGGUCACUUGAUGAGCUCAUUGGGUGUGACUCGAUUCAGUCUAAUAGGUAUCAGUUAUGGUGGGUUUGUGGCUUAUUGGGUUGCAAGCAUGAGUUUGGUGACUGUGGAGAAAUUGGUGCUUUGUUGUGCUGGUGUUUGUUUGGAGGAGAAGGAUUUGGUGGAGGGAUUUUUUAGGGUUAAUGAUUUGGAGGAGGCCACAAGCAUUUUGUUGCCACAAACACCAGAGAAGCUUAGGGAGUUAGUGAGAAUGUCUUUCUACAGGCCAAAGGUCAUGCCAUCAUGCUUCCUCAGUGACUUCAUUGAUGUCAUGUGUACGGAGCAGAUUCAAGAGAAGAAAGAGCUCAUAGAAGCCUUAAUCACUGGUAGAAAGCUUUCUAAUCUCCCCAAGAUCACCCAGGUAAUUACCUUGUUCUGAAUUGUUUGGUUUUUAUUUCCUAGUUUUCCUAUUGAUUUUAUUUUGUCCCUUUAAGUUGGGGUUUGGGUGAAAUAUUUGUUUACUAGUAAAAAUUUGUAUAGUUUGUCCCUUUUUAGGUAUUUCUAUGAGCCUGUAUGAUAUAAUCCGUACUGUCAUGAUUACAACAUGACCUAGGGGUUAUCACCUAAAUAUGUCGGCAAUUCAUUCGUGCAUCCAACUGCCGUCCCUUAUGUUAC